CACUUUGUCAACGAAAGCAUGCAAAUCAGAAAUUGCCUGCUACAUCAUCUACCCAUAUUUUCAAAAUUUUCAUUUUCCUAUUACCAAAUUGCCGUGCACUUUACACAGGAUUCUGACAAUAAAACCAUGUCUUUUCCUUCAAUCGAACUUGAGACCCGACAAAGCAAACAGCGGGUCACGAGGGCGGCAAAGACGAAUGAAGUCAAUUCCAACGCCCCUAUAUUCUUGCGGAAAACGUUCACUAUGAUCGAUAGUUGCGAUCCCUACGUUGCGGCAUGGAGCGACGAUGGAUACACUUUUGUGGUCAAAGACACUGAGAAGUUUGCUUCGGAGGUCAUCCCGGAGUUUUUCAAGCACAAUAACUUCUCAUCAUUUGUUCGCCAGCUCAAUUUCUACGGUUUCCGAAAAAUCAAGUCUGAUCCCCUUCGCAUAAAGGAUGCCGAAACAAAUGAGGAAUCGAGGUUCUGGAAGUUCCGUCACGAAAAGUUCCAGCGAGGGCGUCCCGACCUUCUCGGAGAAAUUCGGAAGUCGAAUCAUAAUGAAUCUGCGGAUAAACGUGAAGUGGAACACCUCAAGAACGAGGUUGACCAUCUUAGGAGCAAACUUGCCACAAUGUCCAGUGACCUGGAGCAGCUCACGGGUGUUGUGGGUACACUUAUGAAAAACUGUCAACUACAUGAUAUUGACUCGAAGAAGCGCAAGAUUACGCAAGGCCCUGAUCCAGUCCUUAGUUGGCAUAAAAUGGAACACGGCACUCCCGACCUUUCUUCCUUGGAACCAAUGCCCGUGGGUUCCCUGUCAUAUGAAGCUGCACUUUUCGAGGAUCUCGCAAAGGAUCCCACGAUCGAUCCGUUUGCCAGUGCCAUACAUAAUUCUGAACAAUGCGAAUACUUUCCUCGUUCGGUUUCCUUGGAGGGACACGAGUCACAGGACGAUGAGGCGAUGGCUUCUCUUCUUGCUCUCGACCCAGUUGACGAAAUUAAAAUCUUACAGAAUCCUGAUAGUUCGGGUAUCGGGGUGGAGUUAUCUGAAGCUAUCAAGCCGGCUGCAACAGGAACUGACCCACAUCUUAUUGAGAAGCUUCAAAUAUCCCUGGGAAAUCUACCGAAGGAUAUGCAAGAGCUGUUUGUCGACCGCGUGGUUUCCUUUGCAGCAAAUCCGGAAUGCUUCCAGCGGCAGAUCGACGCAAUGACCUCGUUGGCUACUUCUGCGGCCGACGAAGCCCAACGGCGCUUAAUUGCCGCAGGGAAGAGCCCGAGCGACCCCAAGUGUGUUCCUUUGGCUUCAGCAGUAUUGGGGGCUUACCUUACUCGAUUUGCGACGCUUCCUGCGUCCGAUCUGCAGUCUAUGGAAGCCUCCAGCCAUGUGCCGUGCUCGGGUUCUCCUUUCACACACAUUUGA
Molecule: messenger RNA, 1401 nt
Organism: Phaeodactylum tricornutum CCAP 1055/1
Lineage: Eukaryota; Bacillariophyta; Bacillariophyceae; Surirellales; Neidiaceae
Exons: 3
Coding region: 19-1401 (460 amino acids)
Biological process (GO): regulation of DNA-templated transcription
Molecular function (GO): DNA-binding transcription factor activity; sequence-specific DNA binding
Source: RefSeq, a predicted model, not a curated record